AUCCCUCAAAUAUCCCCUCUCAUAUGAUUCUCCCUAUUUAUUAUAUUUUCGACUACAUUAAUUUUAUUUAAUCAAAUAAACUUUUUUUCAUUCAAACCAAACCUUAUUAAAAGAGCAGAAAAAAGAACAAUUGAUAUAAAGAACUUAAAUUGAAAAUGAUAA
Schistocerca americana (American grasshopper) is the source of this 162-nucleotide messenger RNA. The record is from the annotation of a RefSeq genome assembly. Lineage: Eukaryota; Metazoa; Arthropoda; Insecta; Orthoptera; Acrididae.